GGCCGCGCAGGCGGGCGGCGGCGGCGGCGGUGCGCACGUACGUGACUCGGAGAGAACAGCCCCUGGCCGGGUGCCCGCGGCGCUGCGUGCGCGGUUUGUUUACGUCCGAGGGCGGCGGGCGUGCGUGUGUUCCCUGGCCAGCGUCCUGGUAUCCUGCCCGGCGGUGUGUGCGCGUGUGUGUGCGCGCGUGCGCUCCCUGGAGCCCGCUGCCAGCGGCGUGUGCCCUGGAGGGUGUGCCCCAGGGUGACCACCCGGGUGACCACCGGGGUGAACGCGGAGUGAGGUGUCCAGCAAAGGAAGCGGUCACAGGGUCUGGGAGUUCUCGCCGCGCCGCCCCCUUGCCACCAGCCACCAGCCACCAGCCAGGACUGCCCAGCCCCUGCCCUCCGCGGGGUUUCCCAGGACCGCAGGCAUGUGACUCCAGUGUUUGUCCCCCGCCCAGGCCCGCGCCUGCAGCCACAGAGUGGGGCGGAGGUAUCAAAAACCCCACCCAGCUGAGCUGGGGGUGAGGUCUGCAGCUCGGAGGGCACCUGCAGCCAUGUCUGUGGAUCCCUUAUCCAGCAAAGCCCUGAAGGUCAAGCGCGAGCUGAGCGAGAACACGCCGCACCUGUCGGACGAGGCGCUGAUGGGGCUGUCAGUGCGCGAGCUCAACCGGAACCUGCGCGGGCUCUCGGCCGAAGAGGUGACGCGGCUCAAGCAGCGGCGCCGCACGCUCAAGAACCGCGGCUACGCCGCCAGCUGCCGCGUGAAGCGCGUGUGCCAGAAGGAGGAGCUGCAGAAGCAGAAGUCGGAGCUGGAGCGCGAGGUGGACAAGCUGGCGCGCGAGAACGCCGCCAUGCGCCUGGAGCUCGACGCGCUGCGCGGCAAGUGCGAGGCGCUGCAGGGCUUCGCGCGCUCGGUGGCCGCCGCCCGCGGGCCCGCCGCGCUCGUGGCGCCCGCCAGCGUCAUCACCAUUGUCAAGUCGGCGCCGGGCCCCGGCCCCGGCCCCGCCCCCGGCCCGGACCCCGCCCCCGGCCCGGCCGCCUGCUCCUAGUGCGCGCCCCGCCUCCCGCCCCGCCCACCCAAGCCACGCCCCUCCGACCAGCUCCUCUCCCAAAGUGCCUAGGCGCCGCUUCUGUCCCCAGGCCCUGUUUUUCUGCGGACACCAGUCCCAGUGGUGAACACACAUUCCCUUCCCAGGCUCUGUCUUCCUCUUGCAGUUCCCCAAACUGGGACCUCAUGGCCCUGGCGAGGGACAACUUUGCUAGGUGGCGGGGGCGUCGGGGUCUGGCGUCUCCCUACUGAAGUUCGGCCUUCUCAGACUGCGGGGAGUGGGAUAUGGAGCCGGCUUGAAGUUCACGCGAAGAGGGCACGAAUUGUGCCAGUGUCCAACCCUGCUAGGAUUUGGGACUAGGUAUGGCCCUGUGAGUGACUCGCUAGGCUGUCCAGCUGGGAGGCUGCCCUGAAGAGACCUCUGCUUUGAUUCCGGGGCGUGCCCGGCUUUGCAAGGCUAGGAGGGGCAUUAGAAAUGGCGAGGUGGAGCAACUGUUCAGUGGACAGGACAUUGCCACAGCCACGUAUCACUUAGUGGCUGAGCUGGAACCAAAAACUGGGACUUCUUAUUGCUGCCCUAAGAUUCCAGCUAUGAUUUUCAAGGGGACAUUGAACAGGGACUGAAAAAGGUGACAAGAGGGCCUCCCUGGCCUGGGGAACAGUUCUCUGUAAGAGAGGGAGAGAGGAGGUGACAAGGUGGAAGAGAGGGAAGGAGCUGGCCUGAUUCCACACGGGCUCCCCCUGUAGCCAGGGUGCCCUGGAGCUGGCUAGUCCAAGAGAAAGGGGACAAAGGAGGUGACCACUAUGGCAGAUAGGGAGACAAGGAGACAGAUUCAGUCCCAAAGCCUGGAGUUGGGGUCCUUGGAAGGAUGGACCCCUUCAACCUUUGUAUCCUCUGUGGGGUGGGGGCUGGCUACUGCCCUUGUUUGCGGUCCUCCUGGAAAGCUGGCCCCCCAACACUGUAUGCAGCCACCCCACCCCACUUUUUAUUUAUUGCACAAAUCUAAGUUAUUCUCCCCAGCCAGAGCCCAGCUCUUGCUCCCUGGGAAGGGCAUGUGGCCCUGAGCUGGACUUUAUAUUUUAUACCUGCAAAUAAAUCACAUUUUAUCUAUAUUUAGGGAAAGCCAGAUGGCAAUAACAAAAAAAUGUUUUUAAAAAAUUGCCUGGCCCCCAGAACUUAUUUAUUUUCUGACUUACAGUGAGCAUUAUCUGCCUUCUGUAUUUUGUAGACUUUCUGAAUAAAGUCAAUUCUCUUUUUCCACCGA
Molecule: messenger RNA, 2297 nt
Organism: Sciurus carolinensis (gray squirrel)
Lineage: Eukaryota; Metazoa; Chordata; Mammalia; Rodentia; Sciuridae
Gene: Maff
Product: MAF bZIP transcription factor F
Exons: 3
Coding region: 539-1033 (164 amino acids)
Biological process (GO): regulation of transcription by RNA polymerase II; regulation of epidermal cell differentiation
Cellular component (GO): nucleus
Molecular function (GO): RNA polymerase II cis-regulatory region sequence-specific DNA binding; DNA-binding transcription factor activity, RNA polymerase II-specific
Source: RefSeq, a predicted model, not a curated record